AUGCUUUCGUUAACAGAAUUCUAUUCUUGGUUAAGUAUUCGUCCUAUUGAAUUAUUAUUUAUUCUAUUUGGUUGGUUAAGUUUUUCAAUUUUAUUAGUAUUACGUUUUGAUUUUAAUAUAAAUACAAUUACAGAUAUUCAUUUAUUUCUUCCAUUAUUUUUAACUAAUGCAAUACAUCUAUAUUUUAUUCUUAUUGUAUUACUUCGUUUAUGGUUUGAACAAAAACAACGUACUAGUUUAACACCAACAUAUACAUAUCGUUUAAUUGUACAUAAAAUUUUUACACAUAUACCAUUAAUUGUUUGUUUAAUUAUGUUUAAUAAUUUAUUAUUUAAAGCAUUUAUUAAUAAACAAUUAUUAUCAAUACAUAUAUUUAAUCAAUGUAUGAUACCAUUAUAUUUAUUUAUGAGUUGGAUAUUUUUAAAAAUAUUUAUUUGUAAAAAACAAACUAAUAUUACAGUUGUUGCUCAAUCAUAG
This is a messenger RNA of Rotaria sp. Silwood1, 477 nucleotides long. Lineage: Eukaryota; Metazoa; Rotifera; Eurotatoria; Philodinida; Philodinidae. The record is from the annotation of a GenBank genome assembly.